Anopheles nili is the source of this 3735-nucleotide messenger RNA. It is a transcript of the gene SWIP, whose product is annotated as WASH complex subunit 4. Gene Ontology annotation, cellular component: WASH complex; endosome. The transcript has 8 exons. The record is from RefSeq and is a predicted model, not a curated record. Lineage: Eukaryota; Metazoa; Arthropoda; Insecta; Diptera; Culicidae. Bases 1 to 3591 code for a protein of 1196 amino acids. Gene Ontology annotation, biological process: endosomal transport; endosome organization.
AUGGAAUCACUUUCUUCUUCAAGUUAUCUCUACGCUACCCAAAUCAAGGAGUACGGCCACUUCCUGAAGGAUUUUGACCAAAAAUUAGCCCAACUGCACCUUCCCGAGCUUUCAGGUGGACCAGUCACCAGUAUUGUGCGUUUAAAUUAUGCCUGCGACAAUGAGCGGCUUUCUACAGCCCGUAUGAUAGAAAGCAAUAGUGCUAAUCAUGUAAAGACACCGGGCAACUUGGGCGGCAGCAAUGUUCCGUUGAACAAAAUUUUGUCAACCUUUGGCCAACUGUGUCGUGAAAUUGACUGCCUCGAAGGAGAAGUUCAUGCUCUAGUGCGAAACAUCUUCUCUCGAACGGAACCGUUCCGACACGUCCCCGAAGAUGGACCGGAGCGUCCACCUUUGCUGUGGAUAGCACAGAAUAUAGAUCUGAUGGCGACGGUACAGUGCCACUACGAACGAUUGCGUGACGUCGGUGUACUGCUAUUAAGGCAAGUUGGGGCGUUCUUCGAUGAAGAAGCCAUGUACGGUAGAGGGAAACGUAUGAAAAAGAACGGUCUAGAUGGAAAGUAUCCACCAUCGUUGGAAGUGGACUAUCUGUUCGAUUACAUUGGCAAACUGUUGCGAAUCACGUUCGAGCUCGAUCACAUCCUUUGGAAGACCUCCCUAAGAGCUCAUUGGCGAUCGUUUUCCCAGAAGCUACGUCAACCAACGAAAAGCGCCCCCACGAACAAGGUUGGUUUCCGUGAUCUACUGUUCGUGUGCCAAGCGAUCGGGUACUGGAUCGGUGAUGAAACCACGUUGGAAGUAACCGGACAGAAACGGAUCCUCGAAGCGCUGUACAAGGUGAAGACUCGGUUCGAUCCCGUGUGCUCUGGCGAGAUUUUCAGCGAGAGAUUUAUGAAGUUUCUGAAGCGCAAACUAGCGUCCCUCAUCACCGGCUUGCGGAACGCUCAGAAUGGUGUAGAUUUCGUGCAAUCAGACGGAGUGAUUGCAGUGAAUGUGCUGCUCAACUUCGCGCUCUACCUUUUCCUGCCAAUCGAGCAACGAAUGCUGAAAAGUCUCUUCGAAUUGAACAUGAAGUUUCCUCUAAUUCCUCUUGAGGGAAACUUUCCCUGGCUGCCAGACGAGUUCGUGGUGGAACACGGUCACAAGUUGCUGCGGGAUUUCGAUGCCAGUGCCGCCCCCACCUCCGUCAGUACGCCCGUCUCUUCAUCGUUCGAUUAUCAGCGAGCGCGUGAUGUCCAGCUGCAAACGCACGAAAAAUUAGGUACACCCGCUUUGCUUUGUCUGCACGCUGCCAGCUGGCUGGUGGAGGCUCAUGUGCAGCUUCGCAACCGACCACCGGUUCCGGGCGAUGCCGGUGGGCACGAGAGUGGCAACUUUACGCUCGAAAAGCUGCGAACCAAAUGUGGUCUUCUGCUCGAAGGUAUACGACUCGUACGCGAGAUGGAGUACGUGCAGGACACGUUGUAUGCCUUGUAUGGGCGUAGACCAACGACCGUUACGGAUAAGCUGAUACAGUACCGGCGCAUGGUGGUAGAAUUUUUGCUCUCAUCUACACGACGCUCCGUCACAGUGCCCUGCCAGCAGUUCAUUGUGCAGCAUCAGCAACACAAAGUCUACACCAUCAUAAACAGUGCCAAGAAAAAACUGCUCCGUGAGGCUAAGGAGUCCAAAUCAACUGCAGGUGGAUCGCUUUGGCUGGAGAAGCUCUCAACGAUCGAUAUGCUCGAAAAGUGCCUUCAUGGUCCAGCUACACCGGAUCGUGUGGGGUUGGCGCAGCUAAUUGUUGCGCUUUGCCACGGUAGCACGGCCACCGGCGUUAGUUCCGGAGCGCCACUGCUUGCCCUCUCGGAUGAUGCCUGUCGAAAGGUGGAUUCAUUGCUCGAUCGGCUCGCCACACUCGUCGGAUGGGAGCAGCUGUGCAACCGGGUGGACGUUGCCGGAAAGUACACACCAUUACUCGGACCGGGUGUGCGGCACAACGCACUGUUGGCGAACGUCGUGCCCAUGAGCAACCGAAUCGAAGCAUUCAUUCGCUGGGAUUUCCACGGAAAGUGGCACCAGAUCGAGCCGUUCGAUCCGUUCCAGGACGGGAACGGUUCGGCAAUAGCCGAGCAGAACCACACGCAGAAGCUGGUGUUUGCGUUUCUGCGCACGAAAUUCACGCUGAUUGGUGAUGAACGAUGGCUUAGCGCCCGGCACUCGGUGGCGCAACAUUUAAGCGACGUGUUCUAUACGCUCUCGACGAUUUCGCCCUCCGAAUGGCGCAUCUACCGGGAGAUGCGCGCGAACGUGGACAGAAAGUACGGCAUAUUGUUGGUGGAUGAUCAGCUACCACGCACCACGGCUGAAGACAGACGGGGACCACGUGGGCACGGCCAGGAUGACGACAUUCUGGCGCUGAUGGAGGAUUUCGAAACGUUUAUCAGCUCGUACGGGUACGAUUUGCACGGGCAGCUAUUUAUCGAGCGGCAACAGGCAGCGAGUAGUGCGGCGGGAGGUGACCGUACGGGUGGAGUGCUGAACGUGGUCAAAAUCGAGCACAUCGCCAACUCCAUCAAGCGACAUGGGCCUGGGAUAAUUAGCACCGUGGUAAAUUAUGCCUUCCAGUUCCUUCGCCAGAAGCUGUUCACUUUCUCGCAUUUUCUGUACGACGAGCAAAUCCACUCACGGUUAGCAGCGGACGCCAAAAAACUAGCCGCCGAAAGUAGCUCCGAUUCGGCCGGAGGCAGUGCAUCUGCAUCGGGAGGUCCAUCCGUGGGCUAUUCGUACGAUCGUGCCCUUGCCUUUAUCCGGCGCAUCCGAAACCUAGGGCUCUCUGACGACGGGGAAACGUAUGUUGAUCUGUUCCGCAAGCUAAUCUGUCAGAUCGGUAAUGCGAUGGCAUUCAUACGCAUGCUGCAUGCCGGUGCUUUACACGAGUGUACCGGGGCGGCAGAAUUCGUCACAAACCCUCCGUUGGCCGCGGAGGAAAUUGCCGGAGAAACGGAAGACCAUCCGGUGGCGGGUCAUCCGAUCGAUCAAUCGACGGUGAACAUCUGGCGUCAGGAUAUGGCCACCGUGCGGGCAAGCUGGCGGCUGGAGAAUGAGUUUUUCCGUCGCCUCAUCGAUGCGUUUGAGGGCUUCCGUCGGCGACGGACAAACCAGCCGGAUGGGGAUGGUUCUUCUCCAACCGACAGCUUCGCCCACUUGGAGCUGUUUUAUCUCAUCAUCCCACCGCUGACGAUUAGCUACGUCGAGGCGAUGCUAAAGGCGAAAGAAACGAUCGCUAAGAAGGAUCGCCACGGGACGUUUCUACCCACCGACGAUGGGUUCGUCAUGGGCCUAUCCUAUUUACUGACGUUGCUAACACAAACGGCGGCCUUUAAUUCGUUGCACUGGUUCAAAGAGGUGCACUCGAAGUACGCGCGUGAGAUGGCGAAACUAAACCAGCAGACGGCCAGCGCUAAUCUGCUGCAGCACGCAUCGACCGAUCCGUCGGACGAAAAGAUACUGCCCACCGUUUCACUGACCCGCAAGCGGCUGAACGCGAUGCAGCAUGAAUUCGAGCUGCUGCAGUACAACCUGUCCAGUUCGAAAAUUUUCUUUAAGUAGCAUGUUUUUUAACCCACACCCAAACCGGGACCGGCCUUCAGCAAUAAGAUGAGUGAAACAUUCCUUUGUUAUCGCGUGAGGACGCGUUUGCUAAUGAGAUUGAUGCAAAGCAUUCGGGAAGCUAUUAUUCUAUAGGUUUUAUCA